This is a messenger RNA of Colletotrichum higginsianum IMI 349063, 939 nucleotides long. RefSeq names its product WSC2 protein. The record is from RefSeq and is a predicted model, not a curated record. The coding region runs from base 1 to 939 and encodes 312 amino acids. The transcript has 2 exons. NCBI's taxonomy places the organism in Eukaryota, Fungi, Ascomycota, Sordariomycetes, Glomerellales, Glomerellaceae.
AUGGCACCUGACGCUGGCGUAUGGCAACUGAGACUCCGUUCUCUGCUGUUGGCCGCGACUGUCGGGACUCAGAAAGCCUUUGCCCAGGAGUGCGCCUAUGCGGGUGGAUGGGCUCUGCGGAAUGACAGAUCGUGUCCUCCGACCGCCCCAGUCGAAUGCGGUACAGGCGCGCAGCCUCGAUGUUGCCCGUCUGGCUUCAAGUGUACGGGGGACGGCGACUAUUGCCCUGAUUCAACAUGGAGUCUUUGGGGCGUCAACGGGAAACUAGACAACGGCGGAUGGUGCUGUCAGUCCGGUCAGAACGGCACGUACCGGGAAGACUUGAACGGUAUCGCUCUUCUUUGCACUCCCUCGACAGCUACAUCUCUACCUCAGAGUCACUUCUGGGGCGAAGCAAUCAGUACUGCGUCAUGCUCCACGACUUCAACAACUACGACGACAGCCUCGACGACAGCCACCGCAACUGGAACCGGCGCCGACACGACGCUCGUCUCCACGACGAACGCUGCGCCCACUGCGAGCUCGAACCCCGCAGAGUCCACAGUUGCCACGGAACCAGAGACCGCCGGAUCGGGUUCCAUAUCUACCGGCGCCAUAGCUGGUGCCGCCGUAGGUGGCGUGGCUGGCGGUGCCUUACUUGCCGCAGCCAUAUUUUUCCUGUGGAGGAGGAAGAGGAGACAAUCUGCUGCUGGAAGCCCGGAAUCGACUGCUACAACGGUCGCCACAGGAGGAGGAUCGCCAGGAUGGGCAUACGAAGAGCAGAACGCCAAGUUUGGGCACGGCCACAGCGAACUUGCGGCCCCGGGGCCCCGCUUCGAGAUGGAAUCGACAGCGCAUCAGGCAUAUGAACUGGACGCCUCUGGGCAGGCCAGCCACGAGCUGGAUUCGGCCAACACGAGUACGAGACCGACGCAGAGAGAGGACGCAAAAUUCCGUUAG